Messenger RNA from Eruca vesicaria subsp. sativa (arugula), 2868 nucleotides. NCBI's taxonomy places the organism in Eukaryota, Viridiplantae, Streptophyta, Magnoliopsida, Brassicales, Brassicaceae. The record is from the annotation of a GenBank genome assembly.
AGAGAGAGAGAGAGAGAGAGACGCCGUUCUGCAAAGUUUCUCCCUUUCUUCACCGGACCGAUCCAAAAAAAAAAACCCAAUCACCAAUCUAUGAUCCGUCGAAUACAACCACAUCGCGGCUCACUAUCCUCCGCCGUGAGACUCUCCCGCCGUCCCUUCUGCUCCGUCUCCCCACUCAUCCACACACCUCCACAGCAACAAUCCGACCAAAACACCAUCCCACACCGUCUCCUCUCGAUCCUCACCAAACCCAAUUGGCACAAAUCUCCAUCUCUAAAACAAAUCCUCCCAUCAAUUCGCCCUUGCCACGUCACCUCCCUCUUCUCACUCGACCUAGAUCCCAAAACAGCUCUCAAUUUCUCCCACUGGAUCUCUCAAAGCCCUAGAUUCAAACACAGCGUCUACUCCUACGCCUCCCUCCUCACUCUCCUGACGAGAAACGGGUUUGUAGACGUCGUGUUUAAGAUCAGAGGGUUGAUGAUAAAAAGAUGCGAAUCUGUGGGAGAUGCUUUGUUUGUGUUGGAUUUGUGUAAGGAGAUGAAUAAAGUCGGAAGCUUUAAGCUUAGGGUUGAGUGUUACAACGCGUUGUUGAAUUCGUUAGCUAGGUUUGGUUUAAUUGAUGAAAUGGAGAGGCUUUUUAAUGAGAUGGUGGUGGAGGAGGAGGAGGGAGUUAGUCCGAAUAUUUACACGUUUAAUAAGAUGGUUUUUGGGUAUUGUAAAGUUGGGAAUGUUGUUAUGGCUAAGGAGUAUGUUGGGAAGAUCGUUGAAGCUGGUUUGGAGCCGGAUUUUUUCACUGAUACGUCGUUGAUAAUGGGGUAUUGUAAAAAGAAGGAUUUGGAUUGUGCUUUUGAGGUUUUUGAAGGGAUGGCGUUGAAGGGUUUUAAAAGGAAUGAGGUUGCGUAUACUCAUCUUAUACAUGGUCUUUGUGUGGUGAGGAGGGUUGAUGAGGCGGUGGAGUUGUUUGUGAAAAUGAAGGAGGAGGAGGAUAAUUGUUAUCCAACGGUUCGUACUUACACGGUGCUUAUAAACGCUUUGUGUGGUUUGAAACGGAAGUCUGAAGCUCUUGAUUUGCGUAAGGAGAUGGUGGAGAGAGGUAUUACGCCGAAUAUUCAUACGUAUACGGUGCUGAUUAGUAGUUCUUGUAGUGAAUGUGACUUUGAGGAGGCAAGGGAGUUGCUAGACGAGAUGGUGGAGAAAGGGUUGAUGCCAAAUGUAGUGACUUACAAUGCGAUGAUUGAUGGGUAUUGUGAGCAGGGGAUGAUGGAAGAGGCACUAGACGUUGUGGAGUUGAUGGAAUCGCGUAAUGUUAGUCCGAAUACACGAACUUAUAAUGAACUGAUACAUGGGUUUUGUAAGAAGAAUGUGCACAAAGCAAUGGGAGUGUUUAACAAGAUGCUGGAGAGGAGAGUGGCUCCUAGUGUUGUCACUUACAACUCCUUAAUCGAUGGGCAGUGUAGAUCUGGUAAUUUUGAUAGUGCGUAUAGAUUGCUUAGUUUGAUGAAUGAUAGAGGAUUAGUUCCAGAUCAGUGGACUUAUAAUAGUUUCAUUGAUUCUUUGUGUAAAAGAAAAAGAGUAGAAGAAGCUCGAGUACUAUUUGAUUCUCUCGAGGAGAAAGGUGUAGAUGCAAAUGUGGUGAUGUACACUGCGUUGAUUGAUGGAUACUGCAAAUCUGAUAAACUAGAAGAAGCUAAAGUUAUCCUUGAGAAGAUGUUGAGCAAGAAUUGCUUGCCUAACUCAUGUACAUUUAACGCCCUGAUUCAUGGCUUAUGCACCGAUGGAAAAUUGAGUGAAGCGAUGUUGUUGGAGAAGAAAAUGGUGGAGAAGGGUCUUCAGGGUACAGUCAUUACAGACACAAUCUUGAUUCAUAGGAUGCUCAAGGAAGGGGAUUUUGAUCAUGCUGAGAGACGUUUUCAGGAAAUGUUGAUGUCUGGGACAAAGCCUGAUGCGCAUACUUACACAGCGUUUAUUCAAAGCUAUUGUAGCGCAGGGAAACUGAAAGAAGCUGUGGAUAUGAUGGCUAAGAUGAAGGAAGAUGGUGUUUUCCCUGAUUCAGUCACUUACUCCUCUCUGAUUAAAGGCUAUAGCGAUCAAGGGCUGACGGAUUCUGCGUUUGAUGUUCUCAAGUGUAUGGUUGAUGAUGGUUGUGAGCCUUCUCAGCAUACGUUUUUGUCUCUGAUUAAACAUCUGGUAGAGAUGAAACAUGGUGCAACAGAAUUCUGUCUGACGGGUAAUAUGAUAGAGUUUGACAUUGUUGUUGAGCUUCUUGAGAAAAUGGUAGAAUACGGUGUUACUCCCAACGCCAGAUCAUACGAAAUGCUGAUCAAAGGGAUCUGCGAAACAGGGAAUCUCAGAGUUGCGGAAAAGCUGCUUGAGCGCAUGCUGAACAAAGGAAUAUCACCGAGUGAGUCCACUUUCAAUGCUCUUCUUAGCUGUUGCUGCAAGCUGGAAAUGUACAAGGAAGCAGCAAAGGUUGUAGAUGAAAUGAUAUGUGUUGGUCACUUACCGCAACUAGAGUCUUGCAAAGUCUUGAUAAGUGGGCUGUAUAAAAACGGAGAAAACGAGAGAGGGGCUUGGGUUUUCAAGAGUUUGCUUCGGUGUGGUUAUUAUCAUGAUGAGAUAGCUUGGAAGAUCAUUAUUGAUGGUGUUGGGAAGCAGGGACUUGUGGAAGCAUUUAAUGAACUGUUCACCGUUAUGGAGGAAAGUGGCUGCAAGUUUAGCUCUCAUACAUAUGCACUGCUCACUGAAGGACCUCCUGAUAGCACGGUCAAAACCAUGAUCCAAGGCUUUCUUCCCAAAAAUGCUGAAACUUUGAGACACAACCUCGGGAGGGAAUGUACAGUGAAAGGCUCACUAGCUCAUAGCAAGUGA